AUUUAACCUUAUUUACAACCAGGAAGUAAAUUAAAGAUCUCGUUAAAGUCUCACGUGAAUUCCUUGACAUUCCACAAAGUCUAUUCGCAAGUUGAUAUUGCCAUUUCUAGGUCAAACAUAGAAACUAUGGCACUAUCCAAACUAAGCAUGCCCGGUACUCCCCAACAUUUUCUAGAAUGCGGAAUUGAAGAUUGCGAGAGAAACUGUCAAUAUUACUGCAAUCCUUGCCACUUGAAAUUGUGUGAGCAAUGCAGAAAUAAACAUCUGAAGAGUCCAGAAAACGACGACCAUGAGGUGGUCCUUUACCAACAGCGCAAACGACAGCUACCCAAAGAAAAAUGCAAAAGUCACAAAACUAAGGAUGUUGAUUUGCUUUGUAAAGAAUGCCAGGUUCCACUUUGUUCCAAAUGCACCACACUGAGGGAUCAUCAGGGACAUACAUUUCUGGAUCUAGAGACAAUUUAUGCAGAAAAGUUUUCCAUUUGCCAAGAGGAGAUUAACAAAAUUCAGGAAUAUUUCCUUCCUACAUCAGAGGAUUUACAGACAGAUAUUAAAGAUGAUGCAACAAAAAUCAAAAAGAUCAUGGACAACAUAAGAACCUCCAUGAAGGCUGAAGCCGAGUCCCUUAAAAGUCUGGUGGAUAAAGUGCAAUCAGAGAACAUGAAGCACCUAGACCAGAUAGAGCACUCACUGCUAGAAGAUUUAAAUUCCCAAGAUAAGGCAUUCAGUGAUUACAUCACCUAUCUCCAAGAUCUUGUCAAAGAGUACCAUGGCUAUCUAUCAGCUACAAAAUCACAGAAAUUAAUUUCCUUAACUUCUGAGGCAUUAAAAAUCCAACCCAUACCAGAGACAACAAAGCCAUGCCCACCAGAAUUUACUGCUGGGCAGUACAGCAAAGAAGACAUAACACAUUUACUUGGCAGAAUAAAUGUUCCAAGAGUUAAAAGAGAAGGCAGGAAAAUAAAGAAAAUGAAUCAUUUAACACUAAACAAAGAUUCAAGAGAACAUACAAAACAAAUUGCACAGAAAUCUAACAUGAAACAAAGAUUGUCUCUAUCUUUCUCUGUCACUGAGGUCAGGGAGUUCACUGUACCAGGUGUUGAUGGUGUAUGGCAUAUGUCACUAGAUCAGUCAGGUAGACUCUGGGUCAGUGAUCUUAUUGGUAACCUUGUCCAAACGGAUCUACAGGGGAACCAUCUACGGAAGAUAGAAACCAGAGGUGGACAUGGUUACCACACAGUGACACAGAACGGGAUUAUGAUCUUUACAGACGAAUACAAGAGAGUCAUCAAUAGGAUAACAAUGGAUAACAAUAUCACAGAAUUCAUUAAAACAGGAGACUGGGAACCAAUCAGCAUACACUCCUCUCACAUCAAUGGGGACUUAUUGGUGGGGAUGGCGAAGAGUGGAGAGGGUAAAGUCACCAGGUACAACAAGACAGGGAAAGAACUACAGAACAUACAGAGGGAUGACAAAGGACUGGGACUGUAUAGUUAUCCAAGGUACAUAACAGAAAAAAUCAAUGGAGACAUCUGUACAUCAGACUGGGGUAAGGCAGUAGUGGUGGUGAAUAAAUCAGGACAACACAGAUUCUCCUACACAGGUCAGGGGUCACUGUUCAAUCCCUAUGGAAUCUGUACUGAUGUCCUCGGUCACAUACUGGUGUGUGACGAUUACAGUAUUCACAUUCUUGACCAGGACGGUCAGUUUUUAUCUCUACUACUCACACAACAGCAAGCACGCCAUCCAAUAUGUGUAAAUAAGGAUAAUGAAAACAAUCUUUAUGUGGGACAAGGUAUUACAUUUAAUAACAAAAUUAAAGUGUUCAAGUAUCUCCAGUAACUUUUCGCC
Molecule: messenger RNA, 1851 nt
Organism: Saccostrea cuccullata (small rock oyster)
Lineage: Eukaryota; Metazoa; Mollusca; Bivalvia; Ostreida; Ostreidae
Exons: 2
Coding region: 127-1842 (571 amino acids)
Biological process (GO): protein monoubiquitination
Molecular function (GO): zinc ion binding; ubiquitin protein ligase activity
Source: RefSeq, a predicted model, not a curated record